This is a messenger RNA of Anopheles moucheti, 1621 nucleotides long. Its product is annotated as transcription factor grauzone-like. NCBI's taxonomy places the organism in Eukaryota, Metazoa, Arthropoda, Insecta, Diptera, Culicidae. Gene Ontology annotation, molecular function: DNA-binding transcription factor activity; zinc ion binding. The transcript has 2 exons. Gene Ontology annotation, cellular component: nucleus. The coding region runs from base 1 to 1566 and encodes 521 amino acids. The record is from RefSeq and is a predicted model, not a curated record.
AUGAGCAACGCACAGGAAAUUUGUCGCCUAUGCUUACGUACUUUUCCCAGAAUUGCCAGAGGAAGAAUCGCAAUCGCGAAUGAAGUGUUUCAACCAAAGCUCAAAGCAGUGUUUCCAUUUGCCAUUUUACCUACCGAAAAUCUUCCAGUUGAUGCCUGCCGUGGCUGUCGUGUGACGGUAGAACAAUUUUUCGAAUACAGUGAAAAGGUUCGCUCGAAUCAGGCAGAUUUAGAUGCGAGACUGUCAAUACAAAGCAAUGGUGAGGAUGGCCCAAUUUCGAUGGUUAAAGCGGAAUUGAGUGAACACUUUCGUUUAGAAUUGAAAAACUCCCUCGAAACGACCGUAAGAAGACUUUCGGUGGACACUGAUUCCGUCGCAUCCAACGAACAUUUCCAUGUUGAACUGUUGAAAGUAGAAACCUUGGUGGAUAGCGCACAACAAACCGGAACACAGGUUGGAGAUCAUUUGAUCAAAACGGAAUCAAACGAAAGCUUAAACGAUGACUUCGACAUUGACCAGGUAGAUACCCUCACAGUAUCUCCGAGUGAACAGGCUUGGGACGAACCGGAUAAGGAUGAACGGAAGGUUCUAGAACCCGUUACCAGAAAAAAGAAACGACCUCGAGUGGAGGAUGAAAAACUGUUGCGUGAACAUUUCCAUCUUGGAUGUGAAAUGUGCUCCUACAUGUCGGAAACGGUUCCAGAUCUAUUUCAACAUUAUCGUCAGGAGCACAGAACGGCUGGCUACGUGCAGUGCUGCAACCGAAAGUUUUUUCGACGGGCGCGUCUGCUUGAACAUCUCGGCGCUCACCUGGGCUCGAUAGUGUGCGAUAUCUGUGGUAAGGUGUUCCGGAAUACCUUCUCUCUCGAUCUGCACAAACUAGAUCACGAAGCGCCGGAUGCGAGACAGUUCAAAUGUGACCAGUGUAGCUUUUCGUUCCACAAACUGUAUCAUCUAAAGCAACACCAGAAGCGUCACGAGCGGGUGCGGUGUACCAUCUGCGAUAAGGUUCUAGCCGGCGAGCUCGGGCUGAAAGGGCACAUGCAAAAAAUGCACGGAAGCGACAACAAACAAAUCUGUCCAACCUGUGGAAAAGAGUUCCGUUGCAGUUUGGCGAUGGAACGUCACAUAAAGGCACACUUGGGACUAUUAAAGAUCGAGCGAGUACAAUGUGACCGAUGCGAAAAGUGGUUCGAUAAUAAGCUGAACCUCCGGAACCACUUCAAGCGCGUGCAUGACGAAGCGGGACCAAUUCAGUGUGACGAGUGCCAGCACGUAAGCCCCAAUCGAAGAGCGCUCAUUUAUCAUAAGGCGCGAGCCCACGGACAGAAACAGUUGUACGAGUGUGAAUACUGUGGAAAAAAGCUCAACACGAAGCUGACGCUAAAGGAACAUUUGUCUAUUCAUACGAAUAUUCCGCUGUACUCGUGCGAGUUCUGCGGGAUCACUUUUAAUUCCAACGCGAACAAGUAUGUGCACCGUAAGAGCAAACACCCACAAGAAUGGGAGGCUCAAAAGCAACAGAAGCUGUUAAAAAGAAUGAGUUCGGCCGUCGUAUCUACUUGAAACUUUCCAUUUGUUGGCAGCAAAAUGCCAUCUCACGUUGAAUGGAAUUUAUGUG